GUCCGCGGAUGGCGCUAGUUUAGCUUAGCUGCUGAUUUAAACUCUCCGGAGUGUGUCAGUGUGUCGUUCUCGGUUUGUAACAUGAAGUAGAAGGAUACGGAUCGAGCUGCUGCGUUUCAAAUAGCGUAAACGCUUCGUCUAACACUUAGCGUACGAUUUUUUUUUUUAAAAAGUGGUUCCUUUUAACAUAAAACCAGAUACAAAAGAUGAAGUAUGUGUAACGUAAACCUGGGAUAUUACUGCAUGCCAACCCGACGAAGCUUUUCUGUUCACCGGUUCAUCCAAAAGUUGGAUUCCCAGUACAAUGGAUGGUGAGGGAUAUAAAAAUGAUCUGCGAUGUACAGAAGCGGAGAGCUUUUGGCACGUGGUCCAGAAAUCAGGAGAUCUGGAUCAGAGGAGCAGAGACGGUGAGAGCUUCAAGCUGGUGGAGGUAUUUCUGUCAGGAGGGGCACCGUGGGGGUUCACGCUCAGAGGGGGACUUGAACACCGGGAGCCACUGCUCAUAACCAAGGUUGAGGAGGGCAGCAAGGCAGCAGCUGUUAGUCUCCAGGUGGGAGAUGAGCUCGUCAACAUCAACGAGAUUUCCCUGAGUGGCUACCGCCAGGAAGCAAUCUGCCUCGUGAAGGGAUCCCACAAGACCCUCAGUCUGGUAGUGAAGAGGAAUAUGAAACUGGUGGAUAUUGUAGCUCAGAAAAUGCCCUCAGAGAAUGACGUGCUUGUGGCGAGAAGCUUUCUUACGAAGAUUUUGCGAAGUUCCAUGAGGAGGAACGAACCCAUAAGCAGGCCUCACUCCUGGCACGCCACCAAGUUCAAUGAAAACCAACCAAGGACUGCCAAAACACAGACUCCACCCGUGGCAGUCUGGCACGCUCAAUAUGAUGCAAGCUCAUCAUCAACCAAUCUCUCUGCCAGCUGGGAGCAGACAAACCUGCGCAGAGUGUCCGACCAGUUCAGCUCUCACGGCAGCAUGGAUAGCCUAGAGCAUGUCUCACACUCAUACCCGGCUGGCCAGCUCGUGUAUGCCAAAUCAAACAACAGCAUGGAGCACCUCGGAGGAGGGAAACGAGACUCGGCCUACAGCUCUUUCUCCACCAGCUCCGGCACGCCAGACUAUACCCUCUCAAAGAGCAACACCGCCUCAACAGAGAACAUGGUCUACAAAGUCGGGCAGUGGGAUGGGGGAGGAAAGCACAACAACAGUGGCAGAAACAGCCACAGCCUGGCUGCUGAGGGGGUCAGGCAGGAUGACAGGCUCACAUACUUUCAGAUGCCAGGCGUCAGCUCAGGCUGCGAUGGUCCACAGAUUGAGGACCCGGCCAGUUCUUGCCAUUCAACUUCAAAUAGAACCAGCUUCGGACCUGUUUGGAACAUUCCUGAGAAAAAGAAAACAGUUUCCUCCUCCCCUCCACCUCCCCCUCCACCCGCACGCAGUGAUAGUUUUGCUGCCACUAAGGUCCAUGAAAGAGGGCUGGUGAUGGGUCACCCCGAAGGACCCGAUUCACACCCACCCUCUAGGGCUUCAUUUGAAACUCGCCGCAGCCACAUUUCCCCGAAGAAUGACAGCGACAGUUUUUACUCUCAGUCUGAUAAAUCCAAUCAGGACCAGUUCAGCUCAAACAAACGGUAUUCCCACUCCAGUGAUGUUCGGCAGCCCACCCAUGUUAGCCAGCCUUACGAGCCACGACACCACAGCGAGAAAAGCACUUUUUAUCCUCAGUCUUGGACUACAUCUGCACCAAAGCCACAGACAGUAGGUGGGUACUAUUACAGCAUGCAGGAGCUGUCUACUAACGGUUCGACGCAACACUCUGGCCAGAUGCAGAGAAAGAACUUAAGCUCUUCUACAGGCGCUGACCACAUUGAGAGCAGUGGCCAGAGCCGAUACUACUGUGUGACUACAUGUCAGCCCACACAGCCGAACCCCGUCUCCUUGUCAGGAAUACUGGAGAACAGGGGGAGCACAACAGAUCUGAGAAAGCAGCAGCAUUUCUCACAUACUAAAGACAGUAACACAUACAGCAAGCACCAAGGCACUGCUGUACUCGAAACCCCUGCACUUAAACCUAGCUCUGAUGAUUGGGGAGGUCAGAGAGGACACAACACACAAAGUGCAGAAUCUCAAUACAGCAAACCGUCUGAACUGCGGAGAUCUCUGCCACUGCAGCACAGAGAACCGCCCCAAGACAUCAAGUGCCAUAACCAAGUGAGCAACAAGAUCUGCCCACAGGUCACCCCGAUGCUCCACUCCCUAUCUUUGGAUACCACAGGACAAGAUGACAGAACCAGAGGCGGCGCAGACUCUGACGAGUCCACUGAAGGCAAGCAGUUAAAGCGCAAUGACCGCUUUGCCACCACACUGAGAAAUGAAAUCCAGAUGAGAAGAGCAAAGCUGCAGAAAAGUAAAAGUGCGGCUGCCCUCCCCAGGGCUGAGUGUGAGACUGGACAAGAUCAGGACAUCUGGAAGUCCAGUGAAAGUGUCACCCCAACAGAUGGCUCUUUCUCCAACGCCUACAAGGACCACCUAAAGGAAGUACAAGAGAGGGUCCUCAAGGCUACCUCUUUCAGGAGGAGAGACCUGGAGCCAAUUUUACUGGAGCAGUCUACCACUGAGGCUUUACUUAACUACCCAUCCUUGCUGCAUCCUCGUAAAGAUGUCACGCCUCUGCCGGCUGUCACAGAGUCAUUAACAAAUAAUUCAGGAGGUCAGGUAGCUCGCAUUGGUGGUCGGAAGCGUUUUCCUCCAGAAAAGAAAGUGAGGUCUUUCUCUGAACCAGACAAAAUCCACGAAGUGGGGAUGAAAGAGGGUCUCACUCCUAGUGAUAAUACAAGCUCCUCACUAGACCAGCAGAAACACUUUGAAGGUGGUAGGAAACCAGAUCUCCAUAAUCACAUGAACCUUGAGAGCCAUAUCAAGAACCGAAACCAAGAACUUGCCUCUGUUGGCGCAACAGAGGACACAAUGAAAGGAAUCAAAGGUAGAGAGUAUGCUGAGGAGGUCCUAGCAGUUUCUACACAAAAGCAGUCCAUCCAGGACCAGCAAAGAUUGGGCACGUUUGCUGAGUAUGAGGCCACCUGGAAUAUACAGAAGAAACCUCCGGAGAAAAGGGUCUCUGGACGGUACAGGUCUGCUGAUAACAUUCUAGAUCCAGGAACCGAGGAGAGAACCAGAACCACCUGUUUCCACGAGAGGUCCAAAUCAUCUCCAUCUGCAGACAUCUAUGGACAGACGAUUCCAGUACCUGCAGAGGCAGAGUUUUCCCAGACGGAGAGUAAACCUGCCGAACCGCUCAGCCCUGACACACGGUUCUCUGACAGCGCUCCAGGUGACUGUAAAGUGAGAGACAAGCCUGCAGAGUUUGAGCAUUACUCAGCACCACCCCCUCCGCCCGUAACGGGAGCAAUCCCCGACUGCAGACACAGAGCUGCUCCUGCCACCCUGAACCACAGACCCACAUCUAUUUCUCUCAGCCUCACAGAGACUGCACUCCUUCAGCCUGAAGACCACAGCCAGUCCGAGCCGUCUGGAUCCAGGAGAAAGCUCCCUGCGCUAGAGAAGCCUCUGCCUCCUCCCAGGUGCCCAGAGGUCGACUCCUACGAGUCCACUGGUUCCCAGAGUGAAGCCUUAACCCUCUCUGAGCCUAGCUCUGCCUUAGACCCCACCCACACCACUAAAGGAGACUCUGAACAGGGCAAAGGACAAGGGGCAGGACAUCAUUACCAGGCCUCUCCCUCUGCAUCCUCCUACAGACCUUCAGGGCUGGCCAGCAUGGAUGGGCACCGCUCACCAUCUCCUCAGUUUUCCCCACAGAAACUCAGUGACAGGCCUCCAGUCUCUUUUCAGGAUGAAGACUCAAACAGGAUGGAGCAUGUGAUAGAAAACCAAAACCCUGCAGUAAGGAAAGUGCCCAUAAGGAUUGUGCACUCAGAAGGAAGCACAGAGAAGGAAAAUGCACCGUUUUUGCAGCACAGCGACCCCCCGGGCAUUGAAGCUGAGGGGCACGGUGUGACUCGGCUCGGCAGUCUCGGAGCUGCAGGUCAGGACUCGGUUUUCUGUGCCUUCACCAGGCAGAAGGAGCCUGACAGCACCCCGGUCCCUCAGAGGGACAUAUACAUGACCACUAUAGGAGAACACAUCCAACCGCCGCCACCGCCCACAGAUGUGUCCAGUAGCAGCAACAAAUCAGCUACAAACACAGGAGUGUCCAAGGAGGAGGACCAGAAGAGAGAGGAGCUGGCCAGGGACAUCAUGGGGAAAGAUAAAACACUAGCUGAUAUUCUGGAUCAGAGCAAGAUGAAGACCACAAUGGACUUGAUGGAGGGCCUCUUCCCCCAAGGGGAGCAGCUGGUGGAAGAAGCUCACCAGCGCAGGAAGGUGCAGCCAAAGCAGGCAAACUCCCGGCCUGCUGAAGAAAGGGAAAAGGACGACAGCAUGGCAGCAGCUGCCACGAUGGUGACCAGCUCUGCAUAUUACAGCACGUCUGCUCCCAAAGCCGAGCUCCUUAUCAAGAUGAAGGACAUGCAGGAGCAGGAGGAGGAAGACUCUGAAGAUGAGCUGGACAUUGAUUUGGCCAAUAAGAAGCAAGAGCUGAUCGACAGCCUCAGCAAGAAGCUCCAAGUGCUGCGAGAGGCCCGGGAGAGUCUUCAGGAGGACAUCCUGGACAACAACGCUCUGGGAGAAGAGGUGGAAGCCCGGGUCCAGCAGGUGUGCAAACCCAACGAGUUGGACAAGUUCAAGAUGUUUGUCGGGGAUUUGGACAAGGUGGUGAGUCUGCUGCUGUCCCUUUCGGGCCGGCUGGCCAGAGUGGAGAACGCCCUCAACAGUUUGGAGGAGGAUGCUACGCCCGAGGAGAGGCGUACGCUGAUUGAGAAGAGGAAGCUGCUGAUCCGACAGCACGAGGACGCGAAGGAGCUGAAGGAGAACCUGGACCGCCGGGAGCGCGUGGUUUACGAUAUCCUGGCGAACUACCUGCAGGAGGACAGCCUCGCAGACUACGAGCACUUUGUGAAGAUGAAGUCGGCGCUCAUCAUCGAGCAGCGCAAGCUCGAGGAUAAAAUCAAGCUGGGCGAGGAGCAGCUGAAGUGUCUGAUGGACAGCCUGCCCAUAGAGCAGAGGCUGGCCCUGUGAGGAGGAUGGACUCUGUUGGGUCUGAGUGAGAGUCACGUGGCUUCAGGCUGCACCUGAGGCCUGUGGCCAGCAGGUGGCGGCACAGUUGAGAACCUGCACAUAAACAGCCUGUUUGGUGCAUUUUUGUGACUUUUUGAGCAUGUGUGCACAUCACAUCCACAGCAACCACGAGAAACUUUUUUUUUUUUUUUUAAGAUGUUGUUUUUUGGCAUCAACCAACCACUGGACUAAUGUCCUUUAGGCUUUGUUCUUAUGUUUUUUGUUUUUGUUUUGUUUUGUUUUUUUUAGUAAUUUAUUAUAGCCUUUUGAAUCUGGAGGAGACAGUAUUUUAUCUUCAACUGAUUUAGCUGACGUGUGUUAC
Molecule: messenger RNA, 5486 nt
Organism: Archocentrus centrarchus (flier cichlid)
Lineage: Eukaryota; Metazoa; Chordata; Actinopteri; Cichliformes; Cichlidae
Gene: shroom2a
Product: shroom family member 2a
Exons: 12
Coding region: 305-5125 (1606 amino acids)
Biological process (GO): actin filament organization
Cellular component (GO): apical plasma membrane; cortical actin cytoskeleton; apical junction complex
Molecular function (GO): actin filament binding
Source: RefSeq, a predicted model, not a curated record